Molecule: messenger RNA, 1184 nt
Organism: Andrographis paniculata
Lineage: Eukaryota; Viridiplantae; Streptophyta; Magnoliopsida; Lamiales; Acanthaceae
Exons: 1
Coding region: 70-453 (127 amino acids)
Source: RefSeq, a predicted model, not a curated record
UUUGGAUCAUGACAGAAGAUCAUCACUCCACUUGAGAAAAUUUCGUUCCGAUUUAGCAAAGAAGCAGUGAUGUUGGGAACCGAUGUGGAGAAGAUGGUUGCAGUAGGCCUUGUAUGGGGGGCGACGAACGCCCUCAUGCGCCGAGGCGCAGUCAUAUGGGACGAAGCGCUGAAAUCCACUCCUCAAACGGAGGCUUCCCUGCUCAGAAAGUGGUUGAAGCUUCUCCUGAUAUGGCAGUACACUUUGCCCUUCGUCAUCAAUCUCUCAGCGUCAGCCACUUUCUUUGCGAUCCUGGGUGGAACUCCUAUUUCCCUUGCUGUGCCGGUGACCAAUGCCACGACGUUUGCUGCCACGGCUGUUUUUGGGAUCCUUUUUGGAGAGGAAACUCGUUUCGGCCUGGCGUUGUUUGGUACCGCUCUUAUCAUUCUUGGCGUCUACAUUUGUGUAAUUUGAUUGUGCUCUGAGUGAUAGCGUGCAUUGUAAAUCACGAAUUGGCUUUUAAUCUGUAUUUGAAUUUAUGAGCUAAAGGUGUUUGUUGAAAUGCCUCUUCGAGUUGCCUCGUGUUGUUCUUAGCUGCCUUCAGUUAGUUGCUGUAAUCCAACGAAUUUUUUGAAUAAGUUUGGUUUCUCAAGUUGUUUUUGCAAGUAAUAUGCUGAAAUUUUUUAUUCCUGAUAUAGUGUAAAUUAGAAAAAUUGCAAUCUAAUUUCGACUUGGCUAUAUUUUAUUCAAGCUUAGGAGAUGGCUGAAAAUCAUCCUGAUUAACAAUGUGCAUCAGAAAGAUUAUUUUUGGACCAACAAGUUUAAAUGGAAAAGAUAUUUAAUAAUCACUAGAACUUGAUGUGCAAAUUUGUGCAUUUGUUGGAGGGAUAAUCUAACAGAGAAGCAAGAAAAGAGAGGCAUCAAUACUCGAAUAAAAUGUAGGAGCUUUCCGUAGUAUCGAUUAAAAUUAUUGUGACAUGAAAAAUAUGUGGAAGCUGUCGUUGUCGACAAUACUUGAAUAACCUCAACAAGAAAGUGUUUUAAUACUAAAUUAACUGAGGAAGGAUGGAUUGAAUACAAUGCUUGUUCUAUGUAGAAUUCUACUGUAUCAUCAGUUAGAUUUUGUUUUUUCCAUUGGAGCCUUUGAAUGCACAUUAGGAUUGGGACAGAAAUUAAGAACUUAUUAAGGAAUGGCUUCGCCUCCA